Messenger RNA from Manduca sexta (tobacco hornworm), 3443 nucleotides. RefSeq names its product vam6/Vps39-like protein (gene Vps39). Bases 399 to 2963 code for a protein of 854 amino acids. NCBI's taxonomy places the organism in Eukaryota, Metazoa, Arthropoda, Insecta, Lepidoptera, Sphingidae. Gene Ontology annotation, biological process: endosomal vesicle fusion; vesicle-mediated transport; intracellular protein transport. The record is from RefSeq and is a predicted model, not a curated record. The transcript has 13 exons. Gene Ontology annotation, cellular component: cytoplasm; membrane.
GAUUUGACACUUGACAUAACAGAUUCAUUUAUAAUUUCACCUGAUUUUGGUAAAGUGUUAAUUAUUAUCAAAAAGCUACUUGAUUGUUAACGUGAAUUGAUCAUUAAGAUCAGUGUUUAUUCGUGUAAUAUUUAUGUCAAAUGUGUUCUGACUACUCCGUGGUUUACAAAAUUUAUCUGAAAUUAGACUACAUGUUUGAAUUUGAGAAUAAAAAUAAAUUUGUUUGUUCAUGUAAUAAGAAUUAGAAAUAUUUAUAAUGUUAGAUAUACGUGCAAUAUAAAAAAAAAGUAAUUAUUUCUUACGCUAAUAUACGAUCGCCUUUAUAAUGAUUGUAUGAAGGUUAUGGGAGUUGUUGUUUUGAAACGUUUAUACUCCAUCUCAGUGAUUCAUUAUCAACAAUGCACGAAGCCUACGAAGUAUCCCACCUUCUCAAUGCGACCGUGCAGAUCGAGGCUAUUGCUGCCUAUGAUAAUAACUUGUUGUUGGGCACGAGACAGGGGCAUUUGUUGAUGUACUCAUUGUCUGUCAACAAUGGAAACCAAAAGUAUGAAGUGCAGCUGUUAAGAUAUAGGAAGAAUUUUAGUAAGAAGCCCAUACAGCAGAUUGAAGUCAUCCCAGAUGAGAACCUGUUGAUAUGCUUAACAGAUUCUAUUGUGGCCACAUACAGCACUAAUGGAGUCAAUUUUCCAUUGGUCAAAACAUUUGAUCAAACCAAGGGUGCAUCAUUAUUUGCAUUAGAUAAUAAGUUGAUCACAUCAGCUAGUGGAGAGACAACUUCCGAUGUUCGCUUGUGUGUUGCUGUGCGAAGAAAACUUCAAAUAUUCAAUGGUAAAAAUGGAGAAUUUAGGCACAUGUUGGAUUUUAGUGUCCCUGAUGUGCCAAAGGUCAUGGCUUGGGGACAACAGUAUUUGUGUGUAGCAUUCAAAUCAGAGUACAUGUUGUAUAAUGCCUCUGAUGGAAAACCAAAGGAAUUAUUCCCAACAAGCAGUUCCAAAUCCUUGGAACCGACUAUAGCUAAGUAUUCUGAACCGUCAUUCCUUCUGGGGCGCGACCAAACAUCUGUCCUUGUGGAAGAAUCAGAGAAUAUUGUUAUAAAAAAGACCAUUAAAUGGACUGAAGCACCUAUUGCUGUUGUGUGGGACCAACCAUUCGUGUUAGGUCUCCUGCAAGAUCAAAUAGUUGUACAGACUGUGGAACCAGCACUCUUCAUACAGACAUUAGUGGAUUUGAAUAAAGCAAGACUGAUGUAUAGAUGUAAGCGAGGCUUGAUAUUUGUUGCCUCUGUUGGCCAGGUGUGGUGUUUGAGCUCCGUCGACGUCACCAAACAAAGGCAGCAGUUAUUAAAAGACAAACAGUUCCAAAUAGCCAUAGAUUUAACGAGUUUAGCAGAUUGUACACCCGAAGAAAAAAAACAGAAGAUUCAUUCGAUACAAGUGUUAUACGCUCUAGAACUAUUUGACAACAAAUCUUACUCUCAGGCGAUGAAAGAGUUUAUAAAAUUGAACACGGACCCCGCAGACGUGAUCAAACUGUUCCCGGAACUGGAUAACAAAGCUGACAGCGAUACUAAAAAGAACAAAUUGAAAGGCAAAGAUCUAGAAAACGCUUUGAAUGCUCUAAUAGAAUAUUUAGUGGAGUUGCGGUCUAGAAUUGGCAAGGGAACGAAUUCCGAAGCGAGCGGCAGUCAAGAAGGAGCAGCCAGUCAAAGGAACGUCACGCAGCAGUUAGAGUUGAUCGAUACCACGUUAUUGAAGUGUUAUUUACAGACAAACGAUGCGCUAGUUGCACCUUUAUUGCGUUUAAACAACUGUCGUUUAGAAGAAACGGAAAAGACAUUGCUUCAACAUGGGAAACAUAGCGAACUUAUUAUUCUUUACCAAACAAAAGGACAACAUACCAAAGCACUGCAGUUACUGCGAGACCAGGCCAAACAACCCGAUUCGAGUCUGGAAGGUUAUCGAGAAACGAAAAAAUAUUUGCAGCAUUUGGGUGCUGAGCAUAUAAAUCUGAUAUUCAAAUUCUCCGAUUGGAUUUUGAAAGAAAAUCCAGAGGAAGGUUUGAAGAUUUUCACCGAGGACAUAGAAGUGGAAAACUUCCCGCGUCCCAAAAUAUUAGACUUUUUGCUAAGAGAACACGAGGCAUUGGCGAUACCUUAUCUAGAACAUAUGAUAUACACAUGGAACGAUACCAACCCUUUCUUUCACGACGCGUUGAUCAAUAUGUAUAGAGAUAAAAUUAUAAACAAAAAGGCUAAUAUAACCGAAGAGGAGUUGCAACACACCAAGUCUAAACUCUUAGCCUUUCUAGAAAAGUCCACGCACUACACGCCUGAGAGGGUUUUGUUGCACUUCCCGACGGAUAGCCUGUUUGAAGAGAGAGCUAUAAUAUUUGGGAAACUUGGCAGGCACGAACACGCGUUAGCCAUAUAUGUGUUGAUAUUAGGUGAAGUCGAAAGAGCAAUACAAUACUGCGAGAACGUAAGCAAAGUUCCCGACGAGCAGAAUCAAGACAUUUAUGUGAUAUUGAUGAGGAUACUCAUGAAUCCGGAGCGAAGUGGCGUGCUGACCGGUCCUCUAGCCAACGCGCCGAGACACCCCAAGACCUCCGUGCCCGACCUCGAGACAGCUCUGAACAUACUGGAGAAACAUGCCAACAAUAUAUCGCCUUUGAAGGCUCUAGAAGUGCUGCCGAACUCUGUGCCGCUCAGUCGCCUCAAACACUUCCUAGAGAGCGCCCUGGACGGACAACUCACACAGAAGCGACGCAUGCAAAUACUCAAGGGGUUGCUUUACGCAGAACAUAUACAGCUCCAAGAUCUGAAACAGUACCACGAAUCGAAGAGUGUAGUGAUAAACGACUGUGAUGUGUGCCUAGAGUGUAAGAAACGCUUCAGCAACCAAAGCGCCUUUGUCCGAUACCCCAACGGUGACAUAGUGCAUUAUUCUUGUAGAAUAGACAAGUAAACGUAUCUCUGUGUAGCCGCUAUUAUAAAAGCUAAAGAAAUUCCGUCGCGUUAUUCAAAAUGUAUGCUUUACGUAUGCUUCUCACAAUUUGAAAAUAACUGUUUACAUAAAACAAAAAUAUGGCGUUCCUUUAUAUUGCAAUCACAUGGACACAGGUUAUGUAAAAUAAGCUCCCGUAUUUUGCCGUCGCAAUUCUAUUAAAUUACAAUUUUAAUAAAAACCUUUAUUUCGUUUUUAAAAUUUUGUCAGUCAGCUGCCAUUAUUUUUGCGUAUUACUUCCUAUAUACUGCCGCAGAGUAUGCUACCCUCUAUAUAAGAAUCCCUGGUCUAAGCGGAAAUUUAGUUACUAUACAAUAUUCACUAAUUAUUCGAGUGUUGCUAAAAUACAUAAUAUUCGAACAAUAGUCUCUAGUUUAAAAUGAGGUACCGUGAAACUGAAUGAUUGGUGCUGAAGGGGUUAUAAGAAAUGAAAAUAAAAUA